This is a messenger RNA of Opisthorchis viverrini, 2041 nucleotides long. RefSeq lists its product as hypothetical. Lineage: Eukaryota; Metazoa; Platyhelminthes; Trematoda; Opisthorchiida; Opisthorchiidae. Gene Ontology annotation, molecular function: magnesium ion binding; phosphopentomutase activity. The transcript is spliced from 14 exons. The record is from RefSeq and is a predicted model, not a curated record. Gene Ontology annotation, biological process: carbohydrate metabolic process; purine ribonucleoside salvage. The coding region runs from base 1 to 1812 and encodes 603 amino acids.
AUGCAAACCAUGGUUCCCGAGGUGGAGAAAAAAAUUGAAGAAUGGCUCAAGUGGGAUAAAAACGAGGUGACACGUUCAGAAAUCGUUCGGUUGAAGAAUGCUGGUGAGGUAGAAAAACUAAAGGGAUUGUUACUGAACCGGAUGGAAUUCGGGACGGCUGGUCUUCGGGCUCGCAUGGGUCCCGGGUACAGCCAGAUGAACGAUUUGACGAUAAUCCAAACCACUCAAGGUCUACUGAAGUAUGCUCGUACCCAAUUUCCUCAUCUCAAGGAAAGCGGAAUAAUUAUUGGGUACGAUGCCCGGCAUAACAGCAAAAAGUGGGCGAAAUACCUUGCCAACAUAUUCUUAAAUGGUGGAUGUCUUGUCUAUCUAUUUCGUGAAAAUUAUCCAACUCCAUUAUUGGCCUACGGGGUUCGACAUUUCAAAACAUGUCUUGGUGUAGUUAUCACGGCUUCACAUAAUCCAAAAGAGGACAAUGGAUACAAAGUCUAUUGGGACAACGGGUCACAGAUCAUCAGUCCCCAUGACAAAGGCAUUUCUCAGUGCAUUAAUGAGAGCUUGGCUCCCGAGGAUGCCUCUUGGAACACCGAAGGCGUCGAAACGCAUCCACUGUGCCGUGACCCAAUGCCAGAGAUAAUUGACACAUACUGCCGGCUGCAGAAGGAACGAGUCUGUUUCACACCCGAAGAGAAUCCAAAGUGUAAAAUACAGUUUACCUACACCGCUAUGCACGGAGUUGGAUGGGACGCGGUCAAACGUAUCUGCCUCAGCUUCGGGUUUGCUUCUCCGUUGCCCGUUCUUGAACAAAUAACUCCAGAUCCUGAAAUACCCACGGUGAAAUAUCCGAACCCAGAAGAGGGUCGUUCAGCUUUGAGUAUGGCGAUUGCGCGCGCUGAUUCAGCCAAUUCUCCGGUCAUUUUGGCAAAUGACCCCGAUGCGGACAGGUUGGCAGUGGCUGAGAAACAACAUAAUGGAAAGUGGAAAAUCUUCAAUGGCAAUGAACUGGGUGCCAUGUUUGGCUGCUGGAUCUGGUCACAAUGGAGAAAACGCAAUCCAGACGCUGAUCCCUCCAGGUACGGAAUGUUAUCCAGCACCGUUUCGUCAAAAAUAUUGGACACCAUUGCUAAGAAGGAGGGUUUCUACUUUGAGGAGACGCUAACUGGUUUCAAGUGGAUGGGCAACCGCGCGGAUCAGCUCGCGAAAGAGGGGAUCAAGAUACUGUUUGCCUUUGAGGAGGCUAUCGGUUUCAUGUGCAGUGAUGUCGUCUUGGACAAAGAUGGUAUCGGUGCACUUGCAGUCAUGUCCGAAUUGGCGAACGACGUAUAUUCGAAAGGUGGAACUCUCCAGGGCUAUCUAGAAAACAUAUACGCAACAUAUGGGAUUCACAUCAGCAAUAACAGUUACUACUUUUGUUACGACCCUCCAAAAAUCGCGGUAAUGUUUGAAUAUAUUCGGAACUGGCCGGACAAUCCUGGUCCUGCAGGUUAUCCCCAGCAACUCGGCCGAUUUCGGAUUGUCAACAUUCGUGAUUUGACCACAGGCUUUGACGAUAAUUAUCCGGACAAGAAAGCACGUCUUCCAGUCAGUAAAUCUAGUCAACUGAUUACUUUCACCUUCGACAACGACGUCAGCCUGACCAUCCGUACCAGUGGGACGGAGCCCAAGAUCAAAUACUACUCGGAGCUGCGUGCAAAGCCAGGGAGCUCGUAUUCCGAACAAGCGCUUGCAGCCGAACUGGAAGAGCUGAUUGGCCUUGUGGUAAAAGAGUUCUACAGACCAGAAGUCUAUGGAUUCGUAGCUCGUUCUUCAUGAUUCUGCACUUCUCCGAUGGCCACAUCGUAUCAUCAGUUGUGUUCACCGUUUUUAACACGUGUUUCCCUAUCUUACUCAAGGAUAAUUUACCAUGGGUUCCUUUUACUAACUUACUCCGACUGUGCUCUACCCUGUUAGGCUAUUUUUUUUAUACCGAUUCAGACCCAAACUUGGUCUCAUUUCCUCGAAUUCCUUGUUUUCAUCGUCUGUGUAAUACACUUUUUGGUCA